This is a messenger RNA of Euleptes europaea (tarantolino), 744 nucleotides long. Its product is annotated as olfactory receptor 13C7-like. Gene Ontology annotation, molecular function: G protein-coupled receptor activity; olfactory receptor activity. The record is from RefSeq and is a predicted model, not a curated record. The transcript has 2 exons. NCBI's taxonomy places the organism in Eukaryota, Metazoa, Chordata, Lepidosauria, Squamata, Sphaerodactylidae. Gene Ontology annotation, biological process: G protein-coupled receptor signaling pathway. Gene Ontology annotation, cellular component: membrane. The coding region runs from base 1 to 744 and encodes 247 amino acids.
AUGAACAACAACAGUGAGACGGUGGUGACUGAGUUCAUUUUGCUCGGCCUCUCGAACCAUCCUGUGGCUCAAGCCAUCUUCUUCUGGAUCGUUCUGGCACUCUACCUCAUCAACCUUCUGGGGAAUGGUCUGAUGGUUAUACUGAUCGUUACUGACUCCCACCUCCACACUCCCAUGUACUUUUUCCUCAGCAACCUCUCCUUCCUGGACAUUUGCUACACCAGCAGCAGCCUCCCCCAGGCCUUGGUUACCUGCACCACGGAGAGAACUACCAUUUCCUUCAUGGGCUGCAUGGCCCAGAUUCACAUCAGCCUAUAUCUAGGCACCACAGUGUGUGUCCUCCUGGCUGUCAUGGCAUAUGACCGCUUUGUGGCCAUAUGCAGCCCCUUACACUACACGGUGAUCAUGAGCUGGAGAGUUUGUGUCCAAAUGGCCAUUGGAACGUGGGGAAGUGGCCUUAUCCUGACCCUCAUCCCCACAGUCACAGGUCCCAAACGCUUCUGUGGCUCUAAUGUCAUCAACCAUUUCACCUCUCACCUAGCUGUGGUCGGCAUCUUCUAUGGUUCAGCCAUGGCCAUGUACCUUCAACCAAAAUCCAAAUAUACCUCCGACAGGGACAAGAUGGUCUCUGUUUUCUAUGGAGCUGUGACUCCCAUGCUCAACCCUCUGAUAUAUAGUUUGAGGAACAAGGAUGUGAAACGGGCACUGCAGAAACUCUUUGGGGGGAAAGGAUCCAGAUAUUAA